This is a messenger RNA of Amoebophrya sp. A120, 2193 nucleotides long. The record is from the annotation of a GenBank genome assembly. NCBI's taxonomy places the organism in Eukaryota, Dinophyceae, Syndiniales, Amoebophryaceae.
CGGAGCCAGGUGCAGGAUCAUCUUCCGUAAGAAAAUAAUACGACUUCGUGCCACGAAGUAUGAUAAGCGAAGUCAUCAAGAAGUACAGUUCUGUCGCGGGCGCAGGUAAAAAUAGGAGACGAUAUAAGCGCGUGAGGAUCUAGAAUUCAGCAUCAUGUGAGCAUCAAAAUAGAUGAUCAUUAUGCGAGAAGAGGCACGACCACUGUCUUUGUCGUGCUGGCGGCCUCUUGUUUUUUGGUCUUUUUUGUACUGGCGGGAAAGAACGGAAAUUACGGCACCAAAGGAACAAGAUCAUGCUGCGAUGGAAAGAGAGCUGUAGCUGCGGUUGCAGCAGGUAAUCACUAAUUGUUUUCGACGAGCGUCAUGUAGUUGCUUUUCAUAUCUCGAAAAGGAGAAACAUGCCCUUGGUCGCAUCGGCGCCGGCCGGAGGUGCGCGAAGGAAUUUGUCAAGCGCGGUGGACAGUUCCUGUUUCGCGGCGCUGCAGCACCCCGUGAAUACGUUGCGUUGCUUCGUGGUGUUUGUGCUACUCGUCGCAUCCUUCCUGCCCGCCUACUCGACCGACCGCCUGGUCACCAAGUCCUCUCGGUGCGCGGGGCUGGCCACCGGGGUGGAACUUGUGUGGCAACCAGUCAAGCAGUUUUGCUUCGCGUUCUUGGCCCUGGACCUGUUUGGCUUCGUGCUUUGCGGCCGGAGGACAUCUUCAACGGGCACUAUCGCAGCAAGCAGCGCAACCUCGUCUACCAGUGGCGCAGCGGCAAGAGUAGCGGCGGGGUGCAGCAGUACCCACACGCGAUGGUGGGGGCGAAGAGAAAAGCUUGUCGUGCGGCUCACCAUGCUUUUCUUUUGGCUGUACGCGCUCUACGGUUGCUACGUGUACGGGGCUAUGCAUUUUUGCAAAUAUCAUGUGUGGCUCUGGAAGAUUGAUGCCAGAUCUGUCACGCCUGUCCGACAUGACUCUGAACGAAGACAAAGAACUCUGUGACGCCUGAGCGCGAAAAAAUCUCUUUUUUGGUAUGCGGAGUAUGCAAAGCAUGGCAGAGCAAAAGCUUGUGGCCAAAAACAUUCAGGGCUGCGUAACAUUGCAGUGUGACUAUCGAUCAAGAUAAAUGUUAGCACUUUACAAGGUAGUUUCCAGACCCAGGCACCUUUGCAUUCGAUGAAUGCGGGCAUAGCGGAGUCCAGGUUCAAAUGCUGGAACGGACCAAUCGUGGUACUGAAGUCUUGUCGUUGAAAUUUUUUCUGUUGAAACAAGUUCCACAGCAUUGAUUUUUUUCAGUUUCUAUUCUGAUUCGUGUGCUUGUUGAAGAACUUUAUUCUUCGUUCGUGCUCCUGAGGUGGCGCAAAUUUGCAAUGGUUGUACGAUGAUGAAAGUGCGUUCUUCUCGAUCAUCUUCACAACGCGAAUAAACCUAUUACCACCAGCUGACCAUCCUUGCCAUCUGGGUCUUUCUGAUGUGGGUGCCGGUAUGGUGGGCCUUUUUCGAGCAAGACCGAAUCUCCGCGACAAAUUCCGUAUCCCCAGUAAAAAUGUCUCCGCCACGUAGUCAAGGUUGGAAAUCUGCUAAACAAAUCCAUAAGUUUUGGCACGGUCGCAUGACAAUUUUCGGUUUACUGCAGAGUGAGUGGUCUCGGCGAGCUAGGUCAACCGCAUCACAAAUUGAUCGUCAUACUUAUCCCGCUUAGAGCAUGACAAAAUCCCAAAUACCAGCAGAAAGCUCCCCUUCGGGGGUAGUCGCGCAUGACACGCAGUCUGAGCAUGUACAAAUUUGCAUGACAAAUAAAACUCGGAGCUGCAGCUGGGGAUGUUUUUACGCAGGAUAUUCCGCCUCCUCGCGCUACGUGAUCCAGGAAGAUUUAGAGGACGAGUUGCAGGACCUGGAAGAGAACCCGGUGUCGUAUCAGGUUUGGCGUAGCGGAAAGAUGCUGUACGCCAGUUUGACCAAAAGCGAAGUUAGGAAGUGGCUGGUCGCGAACCAGGCAGACCGAUGGACAGAUUGUGUGGUCAGAGAAGUGCAGCUCUAGCGAAGUGCUGUACUACAGCUUCAACAAUACAAACGAAGGUGCAAAACAUGUAAGUCCUUUUGUUUCUGUGCGGGAACCACAAUCCACAGAUUGAGGGAAAAUCGCACACGACCCAUGGGAGGAUUCCUCUGUCGUGAAAGAUGCCCCCGUCGUGAUUGUAGCGCGUUGUAU